AUGACUUCCAGGGUGGCAAAAAUAGUAGAAUUGGCAUUAAUGCAAAGGAAAACUGAUUCUGGUAUAAUUGAUUACCAAAAGGAAAGUUCCACAAGUACGUCUGAGGUUAUUCUAUCCACGGAAAGUAUAAAUGUGAGCAGAUUACAAAGUGAGCUUCCUAGCACAUCCGGGACUGCAAAAAUGUUUUCGGGUGCAUCAAACAAUGACAGUGAAAGUGAAAGAGACCCUUUUGAAAGUUCUAGUGAGUCAUACGUACCUUCAGAUUCAGAAUUAAGCUUAGAUGAGGACCAGAUAAUGGAAGAGCCCCUUGAACAACACCGGGAAGAGCUCGCACAACAAAACAAUAAAACAAAGAAGAGAAAACAAGGUAAUAAGUUUUUAUGGAAAAGGUCCAUUGUAAAAAGAAAUAGGCUUAGUGGAAAGAAAUAUAUAAACAGGAGUGGAAAAACAGUUGAAGAAAAGAAGCCUUUGCCCGUUAACUGCACCAAAUGUAGGUAUAAAUGUGAAAAAAAUAUUACUGAAGAACUAAGAAUAAUUAUUUGUCGCGAAUACUGGGAAAUGGGCGACUAUGAUAAGCAAAAAUUACACCUGAGUUCAUUAGUGACCGAUGUUCCAAUAAAAAGAAGAAAACAACAAGUAGAACAGUCAAGGCGUAAAACUUCAAGGAUUUUUUAUUUAAAAAACUUCGAAGGCUUGAGAAUUCGAGUGUGUUUAAAUUUUUUUUGUAAAACAUUUAAUAUUUCCCAUCGGGUAAUUGAAACAUGUAUGAAAAAUGUGGGUAAUACACACACCUACACUGGAUUUGAUAAAAGAAAAGGUAAAAGACCUCAUAAUGUUACAAAGGAACAAGAUGUAUUGCUUGUCAAGGAACACAUUGAUAGUUUUCCACGUGUGGAAUCACACUAUUGCCGGCGAGAUUCAACGAAACAGUAUUUGUCUUCAGAUUUAAAUUUAUCCCAAAUGUACAGAUUAUACAUUGGCUUCUGUGAAAAUCGAAACGUGACCAAGGUUUCUAAAUUUGUUUAUCAGAAGAUAUUCCACAAAUAUGACCCAGCAUUGGAUUUUUUCAUUCCGAAAAAGGACCAGUGUUUUAAGUGUAAUGCUUACAAUACUGCUAAAGACAAGGAGCCAUUAAAAGAGGAAUUUGACAGUCACAAAAAGAGAGAAAAGGAUGCAAUGCGGAUGAAAUCUGAAGAUAAGGAAAGAGCCGCUAGAGAAAAAGGACAAACUUUUAGAGCCGCAACAUUUGACUUACAAGCAAUUUUGUCAGUGCCAUUUGCGGGAGACAAUCAAAUAUUUUAUAAGUUAAAGCUAAAUGUAUAUAAUUUUACAAUUUUUGAUGCGUCAGAUGCAACAGAGGCUUCAGAAAUUGUUGCUCAGAAGGUUGAAGAUAUUUGGAAAUCUGCUUCAAUUCCAAUUGUAAGCCAUCAAAGAAUUGUAGCAUUAACUAAAGAAUACCAGAAAAAGAGAAAAGACCUUCUGAAGCCCUAUUUAAAAAGAAAAGACGCCGUUUCUUACAAAUCAAAAUUGGAUGUGUUUAAGAAAGACAGUUUGCGAUUGUUUGACAUUGCUGCAUGUAAAUGCGACAAUUUUAAUUCAUGUUUGUGUUUAAAGCAGAACAAGGUUCCAAUAAAGGAACGCCCAUUUCUCCAAGACCAGAGGUCCUGUCGGCAAAUGAUAAUUGGCUCUGUAGAUUUUGAAGCUGUUCGGCAACAACAAAAACGGGAAAUGAGAAGUAAGUGUGACAAAGAAAACAACAUAAUCGAUGACGCAAAAGCUAGCACAUCCUCUUAUAACAGACAAGUAGAUGGUUUGGAAGUAGAAAUUGAACCGGGAUUUAACAAUAUCGACGGAAAUGAGGUAACCCAACAUGAAAAGAAAAAGGAGCAAUCUGCCGUUAUUUCUGAUGAACAAACUAUAUUACAACCGACCAAACGUAACACAAGGAAUCUCUCUGAGUUAGCUAAAACGCUUGAUAGAUACGCGGUGUCAGACAGAGCAGGUGCUGCAAUAGCUUCGGCAGUGUUACAAGAUUACGGAAUUGUCAACAACGAAGACACUCAAAAUAUUAUUGACCGUCACAAAGUGAGACGCGCAAGACAAAAAAAUAGGACAGAUCUUCAAAGAUUCUCAAAAUCAAUAGUUUUGCUUGGUUUGUACUUCGAUGGUCGUAAAGAUAAAACAUUGACUUUUGACGAUAAUAGGAAAAGAACAAUAGUAGAAGAACACAUUAGUUUAAUACAAGAACCUGAUUCAAAAUAUUUGGGCCAUGUAUCUCCUAUCUCUGGAACGGCAGCAAAUAUCUUAGACGCAUUUAAUAUUUUUUUUCAAAUCUCUUCGAUUUCAUUAGACAGUUUAGAGGUAAUUGGAUGUGACGGAACAAAUACCAAUGUAGGAAGUAAGGGCGGAAUUAUUUCGUUGUUGGAAAAAACAAUUGGGCGGCCCUUGCAGUGGUUUAUUUGCCAAUUGCAUGCGAACGAACUUCCUUUACGACAUUUGCUACAGCAUCUUGAUGGUGAGACAACUGGCCCUCGAGCAUUUCGUGGACACAUUGGAACGCUUUUACAUAAUUGCGAAAAGCUUCCUAUUGUGGAGUUUUCUAGGAUAGAAUCAGAACUACCUGAUAUAACAUCUGAUUUUAAAUUGAGUACGGAUCAAAACUAUUUACAUCAAAUAUGUUCAUCAAUAAUAAACGGCAGUUGCUCCGAAGCUCUUUCCAAACGUGACCCUGGAAAACUAGUUCAUUCCCGUUGGUUAACUACUGCUAACCGAAUCCUUCGCUUGUAUGUUAGUACCGAAAACCCGACUCAGAAUUUAGUUUCAUUGGCAACAUUUAUAAUUAAAGUUUACGCUCCAAUGUGGUUUUUGAUCAAAACAAAAUCUUCAUGCAUUUAUGGCGCACAACAUAUAUUCAAGUAUAUUGAACUAUGCCAUUAUUUGCCCGAAGAUUUAAAAAAUGUUGUUUUCAAAGUAAUUAAUAGAAACGGAUUUUUUGGACACCCUGAAAAUAUAUUACUUUCUAUGUUGUGGGAUGAGCGCAAACAUAUAAGACAUCUAGCUUAUUGCAGAAUUUUAAAGUAUAGGACCGUAAGCGAUGGUAAAUUAAAUAUUCGUAGUUUCGCAGUUCCAGACUUCAACUUUAAGGCUAAAAACUACUAUGAACUAGUAGAUUGCCAAACCAUCCUAUGGACUGAGCCACCCAUAACUGCUCGAUUGACAGAUGCCCAGUUGAAAGAAAUAGUAGAGGACCCAGAGAAAUCUGAAAUUUCUUAUAUAAAAAAGUAUCCUUGUCACACACAGGCCGUGGAAAGAGCUGUCAAAAUGGUAACUGAAGCAUCUGUUACAGUUUGUGGAUAUGAAAGACGAGAUGGACUAAUUAGAAACCAACUAGCUUCAAGGUCUAUCAUGCCGUCAUUUGAAAGCAAGAAAUAUUUUAUUUCAAACCUGUAA
Messenger RNA from Diabrotica balteata, 3450 nucleotides. The record is from the annotation of a GenBank genome assembly. NCBI's taxonomy places the organism in Eukaryota, Metazoa, Arthropoda, Insecta, Coleoptera, Chrysomelidae.